AUGCCUACGACUACAUAUAACAUCGAACCGGCAGGCCCUGUGCUAGCUCAUUCCUUAAUCUCAUCAUCGGCAUCAUUCGCCGCGAACAGGGAUGCUUCGUUCUUAGAAUCCAGAGACCCAGACCCAAGCACAUCAGAGGCAUGGAAUCUCAAGCUCGAUAUUGCACAGGGCUUACACUCCUCCUCCCAUAUCUUUCGCCCAGGAACAGUGGUCGCAUUCUCGAGGCUACGAGGCAGACUUCCAAACGACAACGAUGACGAGUUCGUAGGCGAGCUCCCCCGACGCCUUCUGACAGACUGGCUCCGGCGUACUGCUUCCACUAUCGGUACACCAAAAUCUCAAAACAGGACGUUCAUAAUCCAUCCUGCAAAUCUAACCAUCUUCUCGCCCGAGAAACUUCUCGCCUCACUACUAUCCAACCAACAACCCCCUCUCUCACGCGCACAGGCGAUUUCAUAUCUUGACUCUGUUCAGCUUUUCCCGACAUGGCAAGCUCACCAACCCCAAGACGAUCAUGACCACGAGCAUGGAAAUGAGAAUCAGCACAGCACUCCACCGGACACCGGCCACUCAAUGACCCUCAUAGUCGCCGGUCUCGACACGCUCACGGAGGCUGUGAUCCGAGCGUCGAACGCCAUGAGGGGCACGGCCGUCUUGAGCAGUGCGCUGCGGACAUCAACCCAGCUAUCCCGUAUGCAUCGGCCCGACCUGUCUAUCCUAUUUGUGAACACAAGCGGUGUUGGGCCGAUAGUCCGUGAUAACUCUGAAGGAAGGCUGCCACAGAGUCAGAGGGAUCCCGGAUCCCAGCAAGCUCCGGCUGAUGGGCUUCAGUCGAUGUUUUCCGUAACGGAUGGGCCUCUCUUUCCGAGCCUGUUAAUGCGGACGCUUGACCAAGGUAUUGACACACAUCUUUUGAUGUCGAAUACAAGGAACGUCCCUGUGGUCGAGGUGAUUAAGGAUCGGGUGGGUAGUGGUGUUGGGAAAUGGUGUACGUGGAGCAGUACUAGGACAUAA
Molecule: messenger RNA, 1014 nt
Organism: Aspergillus calidoustus
Lineage: Eukaryota; Fungi; Ascomycota; Eurotiomycetes; Eurotiales; Aspergillaceae
Source: the annotation of a GenBank genome assembly